This is a messenger RNA of Penicillium expansum, 1776 nucleotides long. RefSeq names its product PAS-associated, C-terminal. Lineage: Eukaryota; Fungi; Ascomycota; Eurotiomycetes; Eurotiales; Aspergillaceae. Bases 1 to 1776 code for a protein of 591 amino acids. The record is from RefSeq and is a predicted model, not a curated record. The transcript has 5 exons. Gene Ontology annotation, cellular component: nucleus.
AUGUCGCGUACAGAUUUCCAUGACCUCCAGGGGUUCAAUGGGCUCCAUGGGCUCCAUGAUGGGCUAAGAAGCCCCGAUGCAGAGUCAUUGCGCUCAUUCACCGAGACAAUCCAAGACGAAUACCAUGAAUGGGUCAGCGAGUCUGGUCGAAUUUCGCGAACUGAUCAAUUACUGGACAAUUUCCCCCAACCACCAAGGUCGGAAAGCUUAGAUGCGAUUGAAGAGGAAGAGAUGGAAGUGUAUCCCACACCAAAACCUUCUAUCAAGAACCUGCGUCGCCAUGCGACGGCCAAUGAUCUCCCUCUUCUACAACAAAUCAACCCGAAUGAGGGAGCGCCAGAGUUUAACCCUGUCAGCGAAGAGAACGGCUCAUAUGAUCUGAUUGCGCCCUACGACGGCGGCGAUUUACCACUAUACAAGCUGGAACGAAUUGCAGACAUCAUGUUCUCGUCCGAGCAUAUGCUCACAAUCCUAAACAGUCCCCGGUAUCUAGCUCGGUUUCGGGAUUUUCUUCUCGAAGAACGCCCGCGCUCGAUUUCUACCCUCACAUACUAUCUCAAUGCCUGCAAAGCGCUCAAGGCAAUUCAAUAUGCUAAUGCGCUCGUCCGUCUCUCGGUCGAUGUGCCCCCUCCAGUGGUUCAGACAGACGGGGAAGCCGCUGGGGUGACGGUGAACCGGGUUUUAGAGCAGCGCGUUGUAGACGGGUUGUUAGCUCUCACUGCCGAGGAACUCCCUGCAUUCAUAACGUCAAGAUGUAUCACCAUCACAAGCAAGAUUGUCGAGCAGCGAAUCCGAGGAAGUUUGCCAAUGAAGUUCCGCGGGACUUCGAAUGCGCUGGCAGAAGUAUUUUGCUUGACGGACCCAUCGCGACCUGAUAAUCCAAUUAUUUUCGCAUCGGAGGAGUUCCAUAGAACAACACAGUACGGCAUGGAUUACGUACUUGGUCGAAAUUGUCGCUUCUUACAAGGCCCAAAGACAAAUGCGAACAGUGUUCGUCGUCUUCGCGAAGCUAUCCAUGCUGGCCGGCAUCACUCGGAGAUGUUUCUCAACUAUCGACGCGACGGCUCUCCAUUCAUGAACCUCCUCCAGUGCGCCCCACUAUGCGACAGUCACGGCCGUGUCAAAUACUUCAUCGGCGCACAGAUCGACGUCUCAGGACUCGCAAUGGAGGGAGCCUCGAUGGAAUCCUUGAUGGAACUACAGCACAAACACCGCGAUCCCGAUGAGGACAGCAUCGCCGAGCCACCAGAACCAGAAGAGAAGGAUGAGUUCCGGGAACUCACUGAACUGUUCAGUCCGCGGGAACUCUCCGCCGUUCAACAGCAUGGUGGACACCUAUUCCAGCCUGCGAAAAACAUGACGUCCCCGCAUCAUCCACGAUCGUGGUUGCAGCCGGAUGUAUCGCUCGAAAGAGAGACUGAAGCGGUUCGUCUACAGGAUAUUAAAUCUCCCUUUUCCCGGAUGUCAUUUGUGGGCGUGUAUGAGAAUUAUCUCCUCGUUCGUCCCUAUCCUUCCCUCCGGAUUCUGUUCACAUCACCCGCCCUGCAGAUCCCCGGGAUGUUGCAAUCACCCUUCCUAUCGCGUAUUGGCAGUUCCUCGGCAGUAAAAGAUGACCUGCUACAAGCUAUGAAGGUUGGUCGUAGUGUCACUGCGCGUAUCAAGUGGGCGACGCGAUCCAAUCCCGAUGGGCGCAAUCGCUGGGUCCAUUGCACGCCUCUACUCGCGAGUAAUGGUCAAGUGGGUGUUUGGAUGGUUGUAGUUGUGGAUGAUGGGUGA